AUGGGAAAACCCAAUUGGAAUGGGAGUAAAAAAAAAAAGUCCAAAUCCAAAGGAAAAGGACUACUACUAGGAAAAAACAGCCCAUUCAACUCAAUUCCCAUUCUAGGGUCCAUUUUGUAAUUAAACCUCUAUCCAACUUUGACCUCAUGAAAUGGAUAAAAAGACUUGGUAUUAAACAUUUUAGAGGAAUUUACAGUAGGAAUGGACUACCCCAUAAGAUAAAAAAAGAAUGUGGAAUAAUUAAUCUAGAUGAUAUAAAAGGUCCUGGAACACACUGGGUUUGUUAUAGAAAUCUGGAUUCAGUGGUUGAGUACUUUGAUCCUUUUGGACUAAUAAUGCCAAAUGAAGCACUUGAGUAUUUUCAUACUUCUGGAAAACGUAUAUUUUACUCAAUGGAUGAAAUACAAAAUCGCAAUACUGUUCUCUGUGGUUAUUGGUGUUUAUAUUAUCUGUUUGAAAGACAGCGGGGUAAUAGUAUACUAAAUGUAAUACAUAACCCUCAUUUUGAUGAUGACAAUAGUGAUUUUAUAAAAGCAUACUUUGAAGGAUAA
Messenger RNA from Porites evermanni, 551 nucleotides. NCBI's taxonomy places the organism in Eukaryota, Metazoa, Cnidaria, Anthozoa, Scleractinia, Poritidae. The record is from the annotation of a GenBank genome assembly.